AUGCCCUCGGCCACCAGCCACAGCGGAAGCGGCAGCAAGUCGUCCGGACCGCCGCCACCCCCGUCGGGGUCCUCGGGCAACGAGGCUGCAGCGGGGGCCGGGGCCGCCGCCGCACCGCCUUCCCAGCACCCCGCAACCGGCACCGGCGCCGUCCAGACCGAGGCCAUGAAGCAGAUCCUCGGGGUGAUCGACAAGAAACUUCGGAACCUGGAGAAGAAAAAGGGCAAGCUUGAUGAUUACCAGGAGCGAAUGAACAAAGGGGAACGGCUUAAUCAAGAUCAGCUGGAUGCCGUAUCUAAGUACCAGGAAGUCACAAAUAACUUGGAGUUUGCAAAAGAAUUACAGAGGAGUUUCAUGGCAUUAAGUCAAGAUAUUCAGAAAACAAUAAAGAAAACAGCUCGACGGGAGCAGCUUAUGAGAGAAGAAGCUGAACAAAAACGUUUAAAAACUGUACUUGAGCUGCAGUAUGUUUUGGACAAAUUGGGAGAUGAAGAAGUGAGAACUGACCUGAAACAGGGUUUGAAUGGCGUGCCAAUCCUGUCUGAAGAGGAAUUGUCAUUGUUGGAUGAAUUCUACAAGUUAGCAGACCCUGAACGGGACAUGAGCUUGAGGUUGAAUGAGCAAUAUGAACAUGCCUCCAUUCAUCUGUGGGACUUACUGGAAGGCAAAGAAAAAUCUGUGUGUGGAACAACCUAUAAAGCUCUAAAGGAAAUUGUUGAGCGUGUUUUCCAGUCGAACUACUUUGAUAGCACCCACAACCACCAGAACGGGCUGUGUGAGGAGGAGGAGGCAGCCUCGGCACCCGCUGCUGAAGACCAGGUAGCGGAGGCUGAACCUGAGCCAGCAGAAGAAUACACUGAACCAAGUGAAGUUGAAUCCACAGAGUAUGUAAAUAGACAAUUUAUGGCCGAAACACAGUUCAGCAGUGGUGAAAAGGAGCAGGUAGAUGAUUGGGCAGUUGAAACAGUUGAGGUGGUAAAUUCACUCCAGCAGCAACCUCAGGCUGCGUCUCCUUCAGUACCAGAGCCCCACUCUCUGACACCCGUGGCUCAGCCAGAUCCCAUUGUGAGAAGACAGCGAGUGCAGGACCUUAUGGCACAAAUGCAGGGGCCUUAUAAUUUCAUACAGGAUUCAAUGCUGGAUUUUGAAAACCAGACACUUGAUCCUGCCAUUGUAUCUGCACAGCCUAUGAAUCCAACACAAAAUAUGGACAUGCCCCAGCUGGUUUGUCCUCCAGUUCAUUCUGAAUCUAGACUUGCUCAACCCAAUCAAGUUCCUGUACAACCAGAAGCUACCCAGGUUCCUUUGGUUUCAUCCACAAGUGAAGGGUAUACAGCAUCUCAGCCCUUGUACCAGCCUUCUCAUGCUACAGAGCAACGAUCACAAAAGGAACCAAUUGAUCAGAUUCAGGCAACAAUCUCUUUAAAUGCAGACCAGACUUCAGCAUCCUCAUCCCUUCCUGCUGCCUCUCAGCCACAGGUGUUCCAGGCUGGGACAAGCAAACCUUUACAUAGCAGUGGAAUCAAUGUAAAUGCAGCUCCAUUCCAAUCCAUGCAAACGGUGUUCAAUAUGAAUGCCCCAGUUCCUCCUGUUAAUGAACCAGAAACUUUAAAACAGCAGAAUCAGUACCAGGCCAGUUAUAACCAGAGCUUUUCCAGUCAGCCUCACCAAGUAGAGCAAACAGAGCUUCAGCAAGAACAGCUUCAAACAGUGGUUGGCACUUAUCAUGGUUCCCAGGACCAGCCCCAUCAAGUGACUGGUAACCACCAGCAGCCUCCCCAGCAGAACACGGGGUUUCCUCGCAGCAGCCAGCCCUAUUACAAUAGUCGGGGUGUGUCUCGUGGAGGCUCUCGUGGUGCUAGAGGCUUGAUGAAUGGAUACAGGGGCCCCGCAAAUGGAUUCAGAGGAGGAUAUGAUGGUUACCGCCCUUCAUUCUCUAACACUCCAAACAGUGGUUACACACAGUCUCAGUUCAGUGCUCCCCGGGACUACUCUGGCUAUCAGCGGGAUGGAUAUCAGCAGAAUUUCAAGCGAGGCUCUGGGCAGAAUGGACCACGGGGAGCCCCACGAGGUCGUGGAGGGCCCCCAAGACCCAACAGAGGGAUGCCGCAAAUGAACACUCAGCAAGUGAAUUAA
This is a messenger RNA of Pipistrellus nathusii (Nathusius's pipistrelle), 2136 nucleotides long. NCBI's taxonomy places the organism in Eukaryota, Metazoa, Chordata, Mammalia, Chiroptera, Vespertilionidae. The record is from the annotation of a GenBank genome assembly.